Molecule: messenger RNA, 719 nt
Organism: Rosa chinensis
Lineage: Eukaryota; Viridiplantae; Streptophyta; Magnoliopsida; Rosales; Rosaceae
Exons: 4
Coding region: 23-352 (109 amino acids)
Source: RefSeq, a predicted model, not a curated record
UGGACUGUCUUUUGUACAGCCUAUGACUGCCGCUGCUUCUGGGUCAUUAGCUGGACCAUCUGAGUUGGUCUCUAUCUCUGGAGAUGGAUCUUCUGGCCAACCUAAAGCAUCGAGGAUUGGAGGUGCUGAGUCGUUGGGUUUUGAGGAAUUGGGGGAAUCCUUCAUUGCUGAUCCUGUGGGGAAGAGAAAAGGUAUGCGUAAGAAGCAUUUGCGCAAGAGGGAUUUUACCCCGAGUGAGGAGGGCUGUCAUGAGCAUGAGGUUUUCGGUUCAGAUGAUGAAUCAUCAUUGUUUGGUUACUAUAAGCUGCUAUUUGCAGAGGAAGAACACUUGUCAGAAAAGAUGAGCUUGUGAUCUGUUUUUUUUGUCUCUUUUCUUUUCUCCUGCCAAAUCAAUACAAAAAAUAAUGGUAGAUUUGAUUACUUGGAAUCCCAAGAGAGUCAUGAUCUUUGGGAGGAGUUCCACUCUAAUUUUGUUGAUCCAGAUGCAUGAUUUGGUGGAGUUUUAAUCAAGAUGUGUAUGCAAUUACAAUAGGUGAAAUAUUGGUCUAUCUCAAACUCUGUUUGUCAAUAGUGAGUUUCAUGGUAAAUAGAUCCAAGUAGGUCUCUUCCAAUUUUACUCUUGUAAUUGUCGACUGAAAGUCAAUACCUAAGAAUCAAUCUCAAUGGUGAUUUGCGUAGUGGAAGAAAGAGUUCUCUUUGCUCUCUCACAAGAUGUUCUC